AUGGGCUCAAUGGCAGGCACCGCCUUCCGUUUACCUCUAGACCCUGCGCAAGUCAGCUUCUCGGACGACGGGUCCCUGAACGACUACGACCUCACUUUAUCUCCACGAUCGGAUGAUAUCAGGAUGAUGCUAGACCCUAAUGAAUACCCCUACGACCUUGAUACGUCGGGAAUAAUUGGCCAGAAACAAAAUACAACCAAGGCGACCCAGCUCAAGCAACGACUAUCUAGCUUCGAGCAUUGCAAUACAGGCUUCCUAUCGAAUCCUCAUGGGGAUGCCGACAUCUACACCAGCCCAUACCCAAUUCAAGCCACAAUUCCGUGGGAAACUGAUUGCAUGCUAUAUCCGUCCUUGCCGCAGCGCAUGGUAAGAUACGCCUCUCCAUUUGGGUCCUGUGGGGGAGACCAAUCUACCUCAGACUCAUCCAUGAGCGAGUAUUCAUGGCAUUCUCCCAAGCUCUAUCCCAGUGUCAAUGAUGUAUUCGACUCACCCGUCAACGAGCAAUACCAUUACUCCGACAGCAUUGACCAUGCACUGUCGCGGAGCUUAAGCAGCUCUCAGUAUGGAAGCGACUGCUCAGUUUCACCCCGAGACGUGCAGCAUUAUCCCGACCCAAUUCCCGCACAGAGCCCUACCUUCGAUGACCUGAUGCCUUCCAAUAAGGCUCCUCGAUCCAUUCCAACUUUCAUGCCACAGCCUCUCUCUCUACAGAACCUAGACUCACGCCUAAAUCAGGACGAUCUAAUGUUCGGCGAACAUCUACAAGCUGGAAACAAUGAGAUCGUCGAUCCGGCAUUGGGCGAAGUCUACGCCGAUCACCGCAACAGUCUACCAGAAAUUACCGCUGCGGAAUUUGCCGGUUUACCCCACAAGCGUGUGAAAUACAACGAGAUGAAGGCAGAGGGAACCAUCUCGAUGUCAAGUCCCCCACUUUCCCCCAGCGGUAGCGAGGGCGGCGUACGCAAAAGCCGAGCAAAGCCAAAGCAAAAACAAUCAUCCCCAAUUAGCAAACGCACGGCCAGGCGCGGAAUCACAUCGAAGAGCUCAAGUUUCAGCAUGCCACGAAACCGUCAGCAGGCUGCCGAUCGUAUCUUUUCCUGUGUUUUCUCACCAUAUGGUUGCACAAGCUCCUUCGCCUCCAAGAACGAAUGGAAACGCCACGUCCUAUCACAACAUCUACAACUCGGGUUCUAUCGAUGUGACAUUGGCCACUGCAAAGUAACCAAACAAUCCCCUUCAUCCUCGGCAUCUACUCCCUACUCCUGCGACUGCUCAACUCCCAUCUCCUCCCCCCUUUCCCAUUCAUGCGCCAUUACGACCAUGCGCACGCCCAACGACUUCAACCGCAAGGAUUUAUUUACCCAGCACCUUCGUCGUAUGCACGCUCCUUGGUUGACCCUGCCUUCCCCGCAUGAGCCUACCAAAGGUGAACGUGAAGCCUUUGACAAACAACUUGACGAGGUACGCGCCAGAUGCUGGGUCCAGCAACGGCAAGCACCACAGCGAAGCCAAUGCAAUUAUUGCAGCCAUGAGUUCGUUGGCCCACACUCCUGGGAAGACCGCAUGGAGCAUGUGGGCAAGCAUUGUGAGGUAAUGGAUGUCGAGGAGCGCGAAGACCUUGCUUUGCGCGAGUGGGCGAUUGAAGAGGGUGUCAUCCAGCCAUAUGGGCCGGACAAGUGGCUUCUCGCAAGCAUCCUGAAUGGCAAUGGGAAGAAAUCUUGUGGCUAUUCCUCUUAA
Messenger RNA from Arthroderma uncinatum, 1737 nucleotides. RefSeq lists its product as uncharacterized. NCBI's taxonomy places the organism in Eukaryota, Fungi, Ascomycota, Eurotiomycetes, Onygenales, Arthrodermataceae. Gene Ontology annotation, molecular function: DNA-binding transcription factor activity. The coding region runs from base 1 to 1737 and encodes 578 amino acids. The transcript has a single exon. The record is from RefSeq and is a predicted model, not a curated record.